AGUAAAGUUUUCGAAAUAUAUUGAAGAUGUGCUCCAAUAAUCAUAAGUGUCAUUGGCUGGAUUCAGCGGAAAACAGCAGCUCAGGAAGCACUUAGUUAUUAUCGCUCCUGAUUGGUAUAUGCUCCUAGAUCUAUCGGGAAUCUACAAAAAUGCUCCAGACACAAAAAAUGGCUGAAUUCGGCGGAAAAAGCAGCUCAGUGAGCACUUAGUGAUUAUUGUUUGUGACUGGAGCAUUUUUUUAGAUUCUUGAUAGAUCUAGGAGUAUAAACCAAUCAGGAACGAUAAUCAUUAAUCCUGAGCUGUUCUUUCUGCUGAAUCCAGCCAAUAAUCACUGAGCGCUCAUGGAGUUGCUUUUCCUGCUGAAUACAGCCUUCGACUGUGUUCAGCAAAAAAGCAGUUAGUAAGCGUUUUCCGCUGUGCUGCCAGUAGCUUUGCAACUAUUGUUAGAUUUUCUGCUCACCGACAUUUAGCAAUUUACGCCUAUUCCAACAUGUUUACUAAGCAGUUCAGCGUGUUAAAAGUAUGCCGUAAAAAAUGAUGAUUGUGCUUAGUAAACACAUUAAAAAAGCGUAAGCCGCUGGUAUUGUUCAGCAGAAAACCUUACAACAGUUGUAAAACUGGUAGCGCAGCGGAAAGCGCUUACUAACUGCUGUUUCUGCUGAACGCAGCCAUUGUACAGGCAUAUUCUUUUAUUUCAACAUAUUUCGCAAGAAUUUUGGGCACGUGUUUCUUCGCUUGUGGCGGCAUCAUCAAACCGGUAUAAAGCAGUUUUCCUAUGAGUGGAAAUGAAUUCGACACUGAAGGAUAGAAGAUGGAUGGUUGGCUGUACAGGAAAGAGUAGGAGAAAUGUUCAUGCCGAUUAUUAUUACACUUUAGACAGUCAGAAAAUCCGUUUUGCAACAAUGGAAAUUUUGUGGCCAGACACAGCAAUUGCUUUGCAGGAUUUUGCGAACAUUUUAGUUUGUGGAAAAUGUGGACUUAAACCAGUAUCUCCUAUAAGAUUCACAAGUUGUGGACAUUUCUUCUGUUGCAAUUGUGUUAAAUCUAUUACAAAAUGUUUUAUAUGCAAUAUACCAGUGCAGCCGAAGGAAAUGAGUCCGGAUCACACAGUGUCCAAUCUUAUUCGGAAUUGUGAUAUUAUUGCCGAAAUUAUUAACAAGAGAGACCUAUGGGACACUAAUAAUAUAGAUUCUGCCAAUAUUUCAAUGGGUACUACAGUAUGCAAGACAAUCUGUACACCAAAAAAUACAUAUAUACCUAAGAGAAAUAUAAAUAAGACAAAUUUUAAAGGAGAAACGCAGUUGCACACAGCGUGUUUGAAGAGAAACAUUGAGCGUGUUACAACUCUCUUGGCGCUUGGAGCAAAUCCCAAUACAAAGGAUAACGCUGGUUGGACACCACUGCAAGAAAUAGUCAGUUAUGGACAUACCCAAUUGUGCGAGUUACUACUGAAAGGGGGAGCAUCGCCUAAUAUACCAGGUACUGAGAGCAGAAGACCGCUACAUGAUGCUGUGAUAUCUGGUGGAAUUGAAGAAGCCAAGUUACUGCUACGGUAUCAUGCUGACAAAGAUGUGUACGAUAAAUAUGGCAAGAGUCCUCUAGACUAUUGCAAAUCGGAUGAGAUGCGAGAGAUUCUGAUGGGAAGUCACGAGUCACCGUACCCAUCCAAGAGAACGCCGGAUUUUAAUCAAACUAUGGAUAAGUCCUUCAUUAUGGGACAGGACAAGAUGAUGGUUCUCGCUUCAAAUUUAAGGUUCAGAAGUCGGAAGGCACUUAAUCUCGUAGCUGCGCAACAUAAGUUUAAGGUUUUGACCGCAUACAGGUCGACCGUUACGCACGUCAUAGUGGAGACAAAGCUGUACAGCGACAUUGCAGAAUCGUCAGUCGAUGCCUGGUUCGCCAUUGUCCGCGGAUGUUGGCUUCUUAACAGCAAAUGGAUCACACUGGCGGCAGAUGUAGAGGACGUGUUUAACAUGGACUUCGAAGCGUUCGAAGUCAGCGGCGCGCCGGUUCUAGGCGUCCCGAAGAAGGCGAGGCUGAACGCGGAGCUCCAACAGCCGCGCCUCUUCAACAACUGCUUCUUCUACUUCGCUCUAUCGGCGAGCAGAAAUUACUGGCGAAUUGGCGACAUAUAUUUGAAUAAGGACGACCUGACGAAACUAGUGAAGGAGGGUGAGGGGACGGUGCUGGCUAGAGAGCCACACCCGGAAGAUCUGAAAGACGGGACGCGAGCGAUACCCUUUCACACCGCCAACGACGCGUCCCAUCCUUUGCACGAGUGCACCCAUUAUAUUAUAUACAUGCCGGGCAAAAGUGAGCCGCGUGUCAAAUACAACAUGCAGCACAUCAAGACCCUCCCGCUGAUGUGGCUGAUCGAGUGCAUCGAGAAUUUCACUCUAAUCGACCCGGCCUACCUGGGACUGCCCUGAGUGCCUGAAUAUACGUAACGUAGUAUCCUAGUAACUAUCGUUCUGUUUACCUCAACGGGGCUCCGAUCUGUAAGUUCAAGAUUGAUCAAUGUAUUUUUCUUACUGUAAACUACCGCGCUGCAGUGUCCUUACCGGGCUCUCGAAAAUGUCAUAUAUUUCUUAUUUUAUCCAGUAAGACACAUAUCUCUUUAUAUACACAUAUACACACGCAAUAUGCAAAUUCGGGGACUUAUCGUCGAAUUAAGCGAAAGUUUACACACACAUGUAUAUAUAUGAGACGUGUAAAAUUCCCCGGUAAGAUAUUGUGGCACGCGCAGAAAUAAGAUAAAUAGAACAA
Dinoponera quadriceps is the source of this 2766-nucleotide messenger RNA. Its product is annotated as BRCA1-associated RING domain protein 1-like. The transcript has 10 exons. NCBI's taxonomy places the organism in Eukaryota, Metazoa, Arthropoda, Insecta, Hymenoptera, Formicidae. The record is from RefSeq and is a predicted model, not a curated record. The coding region runs from base 786 to 2429 and encodes 547 amino acids. Gene Ontology annotation, molecular function: protein binding.